CGUCAUUCAUUAAUCAUUUUCAUUUUUGUGGAAGAGGAUGAUCGCAGUGGUCUCGCUCAAAUAGUUUUAUUUUUAUUCUUGUAUAAAGUGGUAGUGAGUGAAAAGUGCAUAUACGGUUCUAUAAAAAGAAAACAAUUUAACUCAAAAAUGUUUAGCUGGCUUAAGAAAGAAGGUGAAAAAACAGAAAGUAUCGAAAAUGUCGUGGAGGGUCUCAAAAGGAUAUACAAAACUAAACUAUUGCCGCUCGAGCUGCACCAUCAGUUCCACGACUUUCAUUCGCCCCAACUGGAAGAGCCCGAUUUCGAUGCUAAACCUAUGAUAUUGCUCGUCGGACAAUACUCGACGGGUAAAACUACUUUUAUCAAAUACCUUCUAGAGCGAGAUUUCCCCGGAAUUAGAAUAGGACCCGAGCCCACUACGGACAGAUUUAUCGCUGUUAUGUUCGAUGAGAAAGAGGGUGUAAUACCCGGUAAUGCGCUCGUAGUAGACCCCAAAAAGCAAUUUCGACCUCUAAGUAAAUUCGGAAACGCCUUCCUGAACAGAUUCCAAUGCUCGACCGUUGCGUCGCCGGUGUUGCGGGGCAUUUCCAUCGUCGACACGCCCGGUAUAUUGUCAGGGGAAAAGCAGCGCGUCGACAGGGGCUACGACUUCACAGGAGUUCUAGAAUGGUUCGCGGAGCGUGUCGAUCGCAUUAUAUUGUUGUUCGACGCCCACAAACUCGACAUAUCUGACGAAUUCAGGAGAAGUAUAGAGGCGCUGAGGGGUCACGAUGAUAAAAUUCGAAUUGUAUUGAACAAAGCUGAUAUGAUUGACCACCAACAGCUAAUGCGUGUGUACGGAGCGCUCAUGUGGUCAUUAGGGAAGGUGUUGCAGACCCCAGAGGUGGCUAGAGUGUACAUUGGCUCAUUCUGGGACCAGCCUCUGAGAUACGAUGUUAACAGACGUCUAUUUGAAGAUGAAGAGCAAGAUCUCUUCAGAGACAUGCAGUCCCUCCCCAGGAAUGCUGCUUUACGAAAAUUGAACGACUUGAUUAAAAGGGCGCGCCUCGCUAAAGUUCACGCGUACAUUGUCAGUGAGUUGAGGAAAGAAAUGCCAUCUAUGUUCGGCAAGGAUGGCAAGAAGAAGGAAUUAAUAAAGAACCUAGCUCAAGUGUACGACAGAAUUCAAAGGGAACAGCAGAUUUCGCCCGGAGACUUCCCUGACAUCAAGAAGAUGCAGGAGCUGUUAGCUAAUCACGACUUCACAAAGUUCCACCCACUGAAACCCAAGCUGCUGGAGGUGGUGGACCACAUGCUGGCCACUGACAUCGCGCGCCUCAUGGACUUGAUCCCACAGGAAGAUGUUAAUGUUGUCAACGAGCCUCUCAUCAAAGGCGGCGCGUUCGAGGGCGUGGAGGACCAGGUGUCGCCGUUCGGGUACGGGCGCGGCGAGGGCGUGGACGCGGGCCACGGCGACCCCGAGUGGAUAUGCAGCAAGGAGAAGCCGCACUACGACCAGAUCUUCCAGUCGCUCGGGCCCAUCGACGGCAAGGUCACCGGCGCCGCGGCGAAGACGGAGAUGGUGAAGUCGAAGCUGCCCAACUCGGUGCUCGGUAAGAUCUGGAAGCUGUCCGACAUCGACAAGGACGGGUUCCUGGACGAGGAGGAGUUCGCGCUGGCCAUGCACCUCAUCCGCGUCAAGAUCGACGGCCACGACCUGCCCGCCGACCUGCCGCCGCACCUCGUGCCGCCCUCCAAGCGCAACUAGCUCUGCCCUCGGCUCUGCUCACACGCGGCUCCGGGACGUAGAGCUUCCAGUGUCCCUGGUGGCACCCGGAGCUCUCGCGCCCGUACAGUUCAGCCGAUGGCUCUAGGGCUCCGGUGUCGCCGGUGGGCGCCAAAUAACUGCGGCCCGCGAGGUGCCACGCAUUGUGGCGUUUAGACUUUCAAUUUUGGGGCGUGUUAUUUGGCGCCCACCGUGUCGCGUUUCGGCCCCUGCUUACUCUUGUUUUUAUCGGUUUUCUCGUAAUCAGUAGAUGUAUGCACAAGUAUUGAAAAUUUAGCUUUUGUGUCGUUCCGUCUCCCGCUAGAUGGAAAUAUUGUUGAAGCAGUGGUCGAAACGCGAGCGCGGUUCCCGGUGAAACGCGACCUUUAUAUUAUGUAAUGUGAAUGUUAGUGAUGCGGCUCCAUCGAUUGUUGGCAUAAUAUUGGACGGAUGAGACUGUCGCUUCAACAUAUUUCUUUGUGCUAGAUAUCCUUAUUUUUCCGAUAUUGUUUGUGUGGGUUCGCGUCGCUGGUGAGAGCGAGGCCGACCGAAUGUUGACCGUGUGUGACACAUUGGUGUGCAAUAAAUUUUAAACGACAUUUGCGUCAGUCCGAUCAUUUUAUACGAGAAAAUAAUGAGACAAAAUAGUUUUAUAAAAGUUAUUUUAUUUUAGAGACGGUCGCCGAUGUAAUUUUAUUAUAAUUUAUAUUAUCUAGUUAGUUUUUACUUAAUUUAUUCAGUCAUGUUUUCAUUUGGUGCUUUAAUUUUUGCGUAAAAUUUAUUUACGAGUGUUAUGAAAAUUAUUUAAUUUUAUCAUCCUCUUAUCGUGCACGAUCAUUGACUUUAAGUCUUUAACCGAUAUUGUUUAAAUAUAAUUUGUUCCUAUUACUAAUGUGUGUAUUAAAUCCCUGAAUUCCAAAGUCCAAAAUAAACUGAAUAUUAUGUUGUUACGUUGAAUCAACUGAAGCGAGUUAAUGUUAAUCUCUGUGUACUUAGUAUAGGCCUGCCCUGAAACCCACGAGUAACAAUUAUUUGCAGCAUUUACUAUGAACUUGAACGAUUCCUAGUGCCUUUGCAUUGAAGCUUAUUAUUUAAAUUUAGACGUUGCAAUCGUAAAAUAUCGUUAUGUAUAUUGUAUAGUUGAAAGCUUACAUCUGUCUAUAUCCCGAGGGGUCUAUAUGUAAAUAUGAAAGUUUUUAUGGUUAUGUUUUUCGAAUGUGUGUUCGCGCCUUUUUGAGCGCCCCUGCGCUGUAAAAGACACGACAUAUUUUUACAUUUUGCUACUGUAUGUACAUAAUAUAACUAUGUAAAUGUAUUUAUCAUAAAUUAUACACAGAGUGUAAUAAAUAGUUAAGAAAUCAA
This is a messenger RNA of Colias croceus (clouded yellow), 3105 nucleotides long. RefSeq names its product EH domain-containing protein 1 (gene Past1). The record is from RefSeq and is a predicted model, not a curated record. NCBI's taxonomy places the organism in Eukaryota, Metazoa, Arthropoda, Insecta, Lepidoptera, Pieridae. The transcript has 3 exons. Gene Ontology annotation, molecular function: GTP binding; protein binding; calcium ion binding. Gene Ontology annotation, biological process: endosomal transport; endocytosis. Gene Ontology annotation, cellular component: plasma membrane; cytoplasm. The coding region runs from base 148 to 1746 and encodes 532 amino acids.